Messenger RNA from Chlorocebus sabaeus (green monkey), 5420 nucleotides. It is a transcript of the gene JOSD1, whose product is annotated as Josephin domain containing 1. Gene Ontology annotation, biological process: protein deubiquitination. The record is from RefSeq and is a predicted model, not a curated record. Gene Ontology annotation, molecular function: cysteine-type deubiquitinase activity. Lineage: Eukaryota; Metazoa; Chordata; Mammalia; Primates; Cercopithecidae.
GUAGGGGCGGCGAACCGGGUGGGUCCGGGCUCAGGAGCGCGAGGCUGACUGUCCGGCCCCACCCCUUGCGGGCCAGCCCGUCGCCGCGCGGAAGGAACCUUCCCUCGGGCAGGGGCCGGCCCCGCCGCGCACUUCCCGCGCCCGCUCGCCGGUGACCGGAGUUGUCUCUUCCUCCGCAGGGCCGCGGCCAGAGGGCGAGAGUCCGCGCCUUCCGAGGGAGCCGCGCCCUGCGGGCCCCACCGUACCCAAGGGGAUGGAGGGCUGCCCCCGAGGCCCCCGCGCGGCUCGAGGUCCCACGCCUGCCGGCCCGCGCUAGCUGCUCGACUCGUGCGCGUUAUCCACCACCCAGGCCUUGUCUCCCGAGUCAGUGGCGUCGUGGUUCGAAAGAAAUGGAAGAAAAGGAGCGAUGUGACCGAUGCUGUUCGGUCCUCCUGCUUUGAGGCCUGGCAUUUGCAGAGGGAAACAGCAAGAAAAUCGUGGGGAGUUUUGAGGGGGGUGGGAGGGAAGGGUGGGGAAACGGAAACAAGGUCUUACAUUUUAUGGGUUUUUUUUUUUUUUUAAUUCUGCGAUUUGACAGUGGUAGUAAAAUGAAAGUAAUCCAAAAGUUAUUUUUCUAUUGAGAAGAGAAAAGAGGUGGGUUUUUUUUUUCCUUUUGAUUCCAGUCUUUUCUCCCAGUGACAAAGCAUAAAUCAUGGACACCAGAGAAUAAAGUGGACCUCAGGAACCCGGAAAAGACUGAGAAGGUUACAUUCUUCUUCUGGAGGGAAGAGUAGGGUGUUUAUAGCCAUCUCUGGAACCUAAAACAAAAAACAUGAGUUGUGUGCCAUGGAAAGGAGACAAGGCCAAAUCUGAAUCAUUGGAGCUGCCCCAGGCAGCACCCCCACAAAUCUACCAUGAGAAACAGCGCAGGGAGCUUUGUGCCCUCCACGCCCUCAAUAACGUCUUCCAGGACAGCAAUGCCUUCACCCGGGAUACGCUGCAAGAGAUUUUCCAGAGGUUGUCUCCAAACACCAUGGUGACACCUCACAAGAAGAGCAUGCUGGGAAAUGGCAACUACGAUGUGAAUGUCAUUAUGGCAGCACUUCAGACCAAAGGCUAUGAAGCUGUUUGGUGGGACAAGCGCAGGGAUGUCGGUGUCAUUGCCCUCACUAAUGUCAUGGGCUUCAUCAUGAAUCUGCCCUCCAGCCUAUGCUGGGGUCCAGUGAAACUGCCCCUCAAAAGGCAGCACUGGAUCUGUGUCCGAGAGGUGGGAGGGGCCUACUACAACCUCGACUCCAAACUCAAGAUGCCCGAGUGGAUUGGAGGCGAGAGUGAUCUCAGGAAGUUUCUAAAACAUCAUUUGCGAGGAAAGAACUGUGAACUCCUGCUGGUGGUACCAGAAGAGGUAGAGGCUCAUCAGAGUUGGAGGACUGACGUGUAGCAGUUCUCCCCAACCUCCCUCUCACCUCAGCCCCCUCAGUCCUCUGUGAUGUGCUGUGGCCUCUACAGUGGGUCUGCCCUUCCCACUUCCCCAAACAUCUCAUCGGGUUUUUCCCCUUCAGAUCUGACAGUGCAAUAGGACAGACGUGUGGACUGUUGUAAGAACUACCCCAUGUUUUGUUCCUGGGCAAGGAAGGUAGGAGCUCUGUGCACUCAAGGCCAGCAGUCACAAACCCUUGUUUUAUUUAAGAGAGGAGAAAGUGGAGCGGGGAGGGAAUCCUAGCUUAUUUUCCCUUUUCUAUGAGGACUUGACAUAGGUUCUGCUGAGUUGUCACUGCUGCUCCACACUCACCUAGAGAUGCUGCCUCCACUUUCCGUCCUGUCUGGGUCUGAAAACAGUGGGUCUGAAGAUAGUGCACACAAAGCCCAUGUGACUGGUUUGAAGGACCCAGAGCAUAAAGGUCUCUCAGGAAACCAUGUCCAGAACCCUAGCAGCGGUACAGUGAGCUGUCUCCAACCCUUAUCCCCGGGUUUAAGGGUGGUUUAUGGCCACACAUGGAGGAUUUUUGUUGUUGUUGUUGUUUUUUGAGAUUUGAGUUUCACUCUUGUUGCCCAGGCUGGAGUGCAAUGGCACGAUCUCGGCUCACUGCAACCUCCACCUCCUGGUUCAAGCAAUUUUCCUGCCUCAGCUUUCCGAGUAGCUGGGAUUACAGGUGCCUGCCACCACACCCGGCUAAUUUUGUAUUUUUAGUAGAGACAGGGUUUCUCCAUGUUGGUCAGGCUGGUCUCAAACUCCCGACCUCAGGUGAUCUGCCUGCCUUGGCCUCCCAAAGUGCUGGGAUUACAGGCAUGAGCCACCACACCCGGCAGAGUUUUAUAAUGAAAACUUAAUUAAUGUUCUAUGCUAAUAUUCCAGUAUGAAGUAAGAUACUGAACAGGAUGUGGCUAAAGCCAAACUGGGACAGCCACGGGGUGGCUUGGUUUCUUCACUCCAGUGUUGUCCCUACCAUUUCGCAACAUUGAUUUAGGAGGCUCUGGGACAAAAGAGAAGCCAAAGAGCAGUUUUCCCAGUUUACUUACUCUGGCAAAAUCAGAAAAAAAAAGUCUGCCUUUGACAUCAAAUUCCACUAAUUUGGGGCAGAGUUGGGUGAGGAAAGUAUUGUGAAGAUAAGCUGCUUGGAAUAGGGACAGCCAGAAUUCAGUAGACGCUCUAGGCUCAGAGGCUGCCACUAUAGUGCCAAGCUCCGGUUGGGUGGUUCUGUACUGUAUGGAUGGAAUAGGACCUGGGUUGGUCAUCUUUAUGUCAUUUCCUUUAUGUAUCAAUGGAAGUUCAACCUGCCCCUACCUCUUGAAAUAGUUGUAGGCCACUAUUCUCUUGUAACUUUGGAAAACAAAAGAGGAGAAAUAAGUAUACCACACGCGUGUCUCCAGAGUGGAUAUGGUUGCCUCAAGGCAGGUGGGCAGGCAGGGGUGACCCGCUGGCCCUCAGAUCAGUGAUCUCAGUGGGUCUGAGAGCUGCCCCCCUGGCCAGACUUUUCUCCAGCAGCAAAGCCAUCCUGGGGCUUGCAUGUUGAUCCUGAGCAAGCUUAACGGGGUGAAGCUGAGGCUUUCUCCCCCUGUGACUGGAGUGCAUGUUGACACCAGCACUUUUUCUGCACAUGUAUCUUCAAUCCAACAAGGCCAUUUUUUUUAUGCUGAGUAACAGGCCACCAAGCGGCUACUGCAUUAUGUCUUCUCAGCAACCGGCCGCAGUCUCUUCUGCACCAUUUUCUACACCAGACCUGCUUGGCACCACAGGGAGCUCUUUCCCCACCCUGUACAAUGACAUUCCAACCACCACCAGCCAGACGUUACAGCCAACCUUGCUGAUUGUCACAAGCAGGACCUUGGGGCCACUGGCACUGUCAGAAAUAGUAAGCCAUUUCUUGGGAAGAGGAGGAAACUCCUCUCCACAAAUCUGCUUGGGCCUGUGCAAAUGGCACUUCAAAGAGUCCCCAUGCACUUGGAGUCCGUGAGCCAACGGGAUAUGCAAGGACGCUUAAACAUUUCAGGGCUGGUUUCUCUGUUCAUAUCCAAUCCUGGUGCUUAGGAACAGGGACCCAUGCUGAUGCCUAAGGGCAAAAAGCCCCACUUCCUUUAAGGAAGUGAACAGGCCUGACCCUGAUGCCCAGUAACGGGCAACCCUAGGCUUUUUGUUUUUCUUGCUUUUAUUCCUUUUUGUUGUUGGCCUUGUGCUGGGUUUGUUUACAGAAGAUGUAUUUUGUUUAACCAAAUAUUAAAAAUGGAAAACUCCGUGUAUGUCUCCUUGUCUGCCUGAGUUCUAUAAUUGUGUAAAGAAAAAUAAACUUAAGUAUGAUGCUGUUUUAAAAGGAAUUCAUUGCCAGCAUAAGUCAUCUUUUAGAGACAUCAUGCUUUGAUUAAAUCUUUCACCUGAGAAAUUCAGACAAAAUACUCACUGAAAAGGGAUUUGGUUCAAAAGAUGUCCCCAAGACAUUUUUCAGUACAACUAAUCUUGACAGUUUGAAUAAUCCAUGUAAGUACAAGUUUGUACCACACUGGUGACUAGUGUUUUUCCCUAGUUAACAAGUGAAAGAUCAUACAUCUGCCCAGCGGGCCUGGGCCCAGCCUCACUUAUCCCGAGCACACAGCAGCAGUGUUCUGUAGUUGGAUUGCCCGGAUUUGAAUCCAGGUCUAGCACUUAACUCUGUGGCCUUGAGCAAUUACCUUUCUGUGGCUGUUUCCACUUCCGUAAAAUGGGAACAAUACCACCGAAAUUGUAGUGUUGGUUUAUCUAAUAAAUAAUUCACAUAAAAGGUUUACUCUGGCCGGGCGUGGUAGGUGACGCCUGUAAUCCCAGCACUUUGAGAGGUCGGAGGCGGGUGGAUGGCUAGAACUCAGGAGUUCAAGACCAGCUAGGGCAACAUGGCAAAACCCUGACUACCAAAAAUACAAGAAACUAGCUGGGCAUGGUGGGCGUGUACCUGGUAGUCCUAGCUACCCAGGAGGCCAAGUUGGGAGUAUCACCUGACUCUGGGAGGUAGAGGUUGCAAUGAACCCAAAUGACACCACCUGUACUCCAGUUAGACCUGGUCUCAGGCAAAAAAAUUCUGUCCCCCUUCCCUAUUCCCCAGAAAUCAGUAUUAUGUUAUUCCCCACAAAUACUUUAUAAAUUACACAGUGUCAUAGACUAAAGUAGUACAUAGACCCAAUCCUUUGUUUUAGGCUGCUGGAUCUCAAAGUGACUGCCUAAAUUCAGGGCAAAGAUUGCUAUGAAGUACUUGGCUAAAAAUGAAUUUUUUCACUUUUGGAAACAAUUUGGGCCUAUGGGUGUUAAGACGGAGGUGCUGCUGGUUUAGAUGAGAAAAUGUGAGGGGCAGUACGUGUCUGUGACCUGGUCUCGUUUCAAGGUACUUAGGAUGACACUUUCAGAUGGAAUCAUUUUUAAUAUUUAAAUACAAAAAGUGAGCACUGACUUCUGUUUUUUUAAACACACACACAGGUCUAACAACCAAACUGUGCAGGGGAAAUGAACUCCUGUCUUCCACAGUCCCCAUUCUGUGGCUGAAGCUGCAGCCAGCCUCCCUCCUCUCAUACAUAGGGAUUCAUAGUGGCCGCUUUACACUACAGGUGUAAUGCAUGUUGUCUUUCACAUUGCAUGCAUGUCCCUCCCUAACAGCUCCAUUCUUUAAAAAAAAAUUUUUUUAAAUAAAAAAGGCAGUCGUUAAUGGUCAGGGGCACAUCCCUCCCACUGGCAUCGGUUCCUACCCACAAGGGGAAAGUGACAUCUUCCAGUUAGGAGCAAUUUGGUGAAAGGAGUGGGGUGGCCAGAGCAGGAAUAACCGUCUGCGUGGCUGCACUCUGGUAUCAGAGUGAAGACAGAAGUAAGGAUAGUGUGGAGGGCACAGUUGCCAGUUGAGUCUUUCCAUGAGACAAUGUGAGGAGAAUCCUCCCCACCAGGUUUAGAUAGAUCAAUGUGCCAAAGUUAAAAAAAAAAAAAAAAA